AUGCUACUAUUUUAUCGAUUAUUUAUUAUAUCUUGUUAUAUUGUAUAUUGUUUAACACAAUUUAAUUCUUCAAAUAAUCUCUGUUUAAAUGGACCUAAUUUUUGGUGUUUAAAUGAUACAACUGAAUUAUUAUGUAAUUUUACUAAUAAAACUAUUGGUCUAUGUGGAUAUACAAGUAAACGAUGUCAAAUAAAAACUGGUGAUAGUUUUUGUAAAUCAUCUCCACCGGCUCAAGAACAAUCGCCAUUUGAAUUUAAUGGUGGUUUAACUGGAGUUGAUGAUAAUUUAUUUUCAUAUUAUAUUCUUAGUCUUUAUUGGCCACCAUCUAGUUGUCCACCAAUAUAUAAUGAAACAAUUGAUUUAUUACAUUAUUUUUGUUCAUCAUAUACAGAUAUUAAUCAACCUGGUAGUGAACGUUUAGCAUUACAUGGUCUUUGGCCAACAUUUUCAACAAAUGGAAAUUAUCAAGGUUGGCCACAAUUUUGUUUAUCAAAUCAAAAUGAUUGGUCAAAAUGUCAUAUCAAUGGAAAUUUAUGUCCAUGGACAAAUACAACAAAAGAUAAUUUUACACAAGUUGAUUAUGAAUAUUGUUUAUCAAUGGAAAAUAGACAAGAAUGUCUUAUUAAUGCUACAGAUAUUCUCUUACCAGAACAAGAACGUUUAAAAAUAUUAGCACCAGGAUAUUUAGGUAUAAGAAAUUUAUUUAUUAAUCAUGAAUGGACUAAACAUGGUUCAUGUUGUUCAUUAAUAUUUGGAUAUAAUAUUUCCUAUUAUCUGGCUUAUAUGCUUAAUUUAGUUGAUAUGGCAACACGACCAGGAAGUUUAACUUAUGAAUACAUCCAACGUUAUGCUGGUGAAAAAGUUGGCAUUAAUUAUUUAAUUGCUGCUCUUAAUCAAACAGCAAUUAUUAAUUGUAAUUCUAAAUGUGAACUUGAAGAAGUUUGGAUGUGUAUGCAUCGAGAUCGUCAUACUGGUUUACCAAAUCGAUUCGUUACAUGUCCACCGGGUGCUCGUAAUACCAGUGAUUCAUGUAAAAAAGCUCAAUGUGAAUAUGUAUUUAUACCAUUGAGAAAUCAAUAUAGACAAAUUUCUACCGAUAAUUAUUAUUUUCCUCCACUAUGGACAACUUUAUUGUCAAUUAUUUUUCUAUUAAUUCUAUUGAAAUAUCUUAUAUUAGGUUUUGGUACUUGUUAUCAACUUCUAUAA
Molecule: messenger RNA, 1206 nt
Organism: Rotaria sordida
Lineage: Eukaryota; Metazoa; Rotifera; Eurotatoria; Philodinida; Philodinidae
Source: the annotation of a GenBank genome assembly